Molecule: messenger RNA, 364 nt
Organism: Candidula unifasciata
Lineage: Eukaryota; Metazoa; Mollusca; Gastropoda; Stylommatophora; Geomitridae
Source: the annotation of a GenBank genome assembly
CAUCAACAUCAUCAGUAGCAACAUUAUUAGUAGCAGUAUCAUCAUUGUCAACAGCAGCAUCAUGACCAACAUCACCAACAUCAUCAAAGGGUCCUUUAUGUUGUCCAUUCUUUAUUCCCAGAAUACGCUGACCUGCGGUGUCCACUACAACUGCUGCUCCCCCUACUGGAAGAUGUGCAUCAAAGAUUCUGACUGCUGCGAUCAUGAACACGUCUGCCGUGCCGCAGAGGACUUUCUGUAUGAUCGCUGCUUGUAUCCAAGUUCAGGUGGUCUCACACAUGAACACUGCAACAUCCUCUCAACCACUUCCAUAAUUUGUACAGUGUUAUUAAUUUGGUUGGGUCGGUUCGCUGGUGAGGGUUAA